Pieris rapae (cabbage white) is the source of this 760-nucleotide messenger RNA. RefSeq lists its product as uncharacterized. The transcript has 9 exons. The coding region runs from base 191 to 712 and encodes 173 amino acids. The record is from RefSeq and is a predicted model, not a curated record. NCBI's taxonomy places the organism in Eukaryota, Metazoa, Arthropoda, Insecta, Lepidoptera, Pieridae.
AGUACAUAUCAUAUGUUGGUGAAAUAUAGACGUAUCACAGUGCUUUUAAUAUUUUAAGUUAUACUGAUUUUAAUUUAGCUUAAAAAUCAUAGAUUUCAAACAAAUAAUAUUUUAAAAUAAAACAAUUAAUCAACAGAAGCAAUUCCAUUAUUCAUUAUUUCAGGCAAAUAAAGAUUUCAAAAAGCAAUUAAUGAAAGCACUUGCAGAGUUGAACUUCAGGCAUAAAGGAAACACAAAGAUAAUUAUAGCUGCGGUGAAGAAUGAGAAUAUAAAUGAAACACCGAAAACAUUUUCUAGUAAUAUGGAAAAUCCCAAAAAAUGGCGCUUGAAUACUUCAAAAUAUUAUAAGGGUCAUGACGGAAGACUCAAGAGAUUUGUUCCUGUACAUUCAAAGUACUUAUUCACAUUGCGAGACGUAAAUAAAAAUAUUGCAAUACUCAGAAACGAGCAAGAAAAUAUGUUACAUUCAUCAUCAGCGGAUGUUAUUUCAAUAGAAGAGAGAAAUACGACACAAAAUAGCAUAGCAUUUGAAGAAAUUGUAACCGAGAAGAACUGGAUUAAAGCUGCUAAAAACUACAAUAAUAUUCAGAUAAAUGACAACGCACCCGAAUACUUAAAGUUAUUCCCGAAAGAUUCUAAAGAAAAUACACGAAACUGGUGGUUCUUCAGUCAGCAUGAUUUCAAAGAAUUUUCGGGCGAAAGAAAACUAUAGGCAAUGAUAUUAGAUAAAGAUAUAUAGGAUAAUAAAAUACUAUUUAAU